AUGUUAUAUUGUGGGUUAGUCAAGCAGGCAGUCUUCCUUUGUGCAUGCAGAUUUCUUUCUUCUUUUCUUCCUCUUCUCUUUUAUAAUCUAUCUAUCUCAGUCUCUUUUUUUUAUAAUCUAUCUAAUCUAUCUAUCUAUCUAUCUAUCUCAGUCUCUUUUAUAAUCUAUCUAUCUCAGUUUUAUAAUCUAUCUAUCUCAGUCUCUUUUAUAAUCUAUCUAUCUCAUCUCUUUUAUAAUCUAUCUAUCUCAGUCUCUUUUAUAAUCUAUCUAUCUCAUCUCUUUUAUAAUCUAUCUAUCUCAUUUUAUAAUCUAUCUAUCUCAGUCUCUUUUUAUAUAAUCUAUCUAUCUCAUAAUAAUCUAUCUAUCUCAGUCUCUUUUAAUCUAUCUAUCUCAUCUAUCUAUCUCAGUCUCUUUUAUAAUCUAUCUAUCUCAGUCUCUUUUAUAAUCUAUAAUCUAUCUAUCUCAGUCUCUUUUAUAAUCUAUCUAUCUCUAUCUCAGUUUUUUAAAUCUAUCUAUCUCAGUCUCUUUUAUAAUCUAUCUAUCUCAGUCUCUUUUAUAAUCUAUCUAUCUCAGUCAGUCUUUUAUAAUCUAUCUAUCUCAGUCUCUUUUAUAAUCUAUCUAUCUCAUCUCUCAGUUUUUUAUAAUCUAUCUAUCUCAGUCUCUUUUAUAAUCUAUCUAUCUCAUCUCUUUUAUAAUCUAUCUAUCUCAGUCUCUUUUAUAAUCUAUCUAUCUCAUCUCUUUUAUAAUCUAUCUAUCUCAGUCUCUUUUAUAAUCUAUCUAUUUCUCUUUUAUAAUCUAUCUAUCUCAGUCUCUUUUUAUAAUCUAUCUAUCUCAGUCUCUUUUAUAAUCUAUCUAUCUCAUCUCUUUUAUAAUCUAUCUAUCUCAGUCUCUUUUAUAAUCUAUCUAUAUCUAUCUCAGUCUCUUUUUUAUAAUCUAUCUAUCUCAGUCUCUUUUAUAAUCUAUCUAUCUCAUCUCUUUUAUAAUCUAUCUAUCUCAGUCUCUUUUAUAAUCUAUAAUCUAUCUAUCUCAUCUCUUUUUAUAAUCUCAUCUAUCUCAGUCUCUUUUAUAAUCUAUCUAUCUCAGUCUCUUUUUUAUAAUCUAUCUAUCUCAGUCUCUUUUAUAAUCUAUCUAUCUCAGUCUCUUUUUAUAAUCUAUCUAUCUCAGUCUCUUUUUUAUAAUCUAUCUAUCUCAUCUCAUCUAUCUCAUCUAUCUAUCUAUCUCAGUCUCUUUUAUAAUCUAUCUAUCUCAGUCUCUUUUAUAAUCUAUCUAUCUCAGUCUCUUUUGUAA
Molecule: messenger RNA, 1287 nt
Organism: Acanthosepion pharaonis
Lineage: Eukaryota; Metazoa; Mollusca; Cephalopoda; Sepiida; Sepiidae
Source: the annotation of a GenBank genome assembly